This is a messenger RNA of Nanorana parkeri, 2096 nucleotides long. RefSeq names its product polypeptide N-acetylgalactosaminyltransferase 3 (gene GALNT3). Gene Ontology annotation, cellular component: Golgi apparatus. The transcript has 11 exons. The coding region runs from base 109 to 1998 and encodes 629 amino acids. Lineage: Eukaryota; Metazoa; Chordata; Amphibia; Anura; Dicroglossidae. The record is from RefSeq and is a predicted model, not a curated record.
GUCCCGAGUCUCCAUCACUGUCUUGGAAGAUGACGUUGCACCAAAAAUAAUGUCUACGCUGUAGACGACAUUUUCUCCUCGUUGGUUGACGAGCAUUAAAAAAUAAACAUGACAAACUUUAAAAGACUGGUUCUAGGCCAGCGAUUUAUGCACUGGAAGCUCGGUGCCAUCACCCUAAUUUUUAUGGCAUUUGUGUUCUUGAUACAAAAAGAAGUAGUAGAUCGAGAAAUGGAUGAGCUUGGAGCACAUGACGGUUCCCAUGUGAAGAAAAAAAAGAUGUUGGACAUGGUAAUAGAUGCUGUAAAUAACAUUAAAGAUUCAAUGCCAAAAAUGCAGAUCAAGGCACCUGAAAGACAGCCUGAUGAUGAAGGAAAAAAACGGUGUUUACCGGGAUAUUACACAGCGGCAGAACUUAAACCUUUCCUUGAGCGCCCACCUCAGGAUCCGAAUGCGCCAGGAGCUGCUGGAAAGCCAUUUAAAAUGGACAAACUCACCCCCAAGGAGGAGGAAGAAAGGGAACAAGGAGAAAAAAAACAUUGUUUUAACGCCUUUGCUAGUGACAGAAUUUCCUUACACCGAGACCUGGGACCAGACACAAGGCCUCCUGAGUGUAUUGAACAGAAGUUUAAGCGCUGCCCUCCGCUUCCCACGACAACCAUCAUAAUUGUAUUCCACAAUGAGGCUUGGUCUACUCUUCUGCGUACGGUAUACAGUGUUCUGUACACAUCACCUGCCAUUCUUCUCAAGGAGAUCCUUAUGGUGGAUGAUGCCAGUACAGAUGAGUAUUUGAAAGAAAAGCUGGAUGACUAUGUGAAACCGCUGCAAAUUGUCAAAGUGGUCAGACAAAAGGAAAGAAAGGGGCUUAUUUCAGCCAGACUGUUGGGCGCAUCUGUAGCAACAGGGGACACUUUGACCUUUUUGGAUGCACAUUGUGAGUGUUACCAUGGCUGGCUGGAACCCUUACUUUCAAGAAUUGCAAACAACCACACUGCAGUGGUGAGCCCAGAUAUUGUCACCAUUGAUCUCAGCACGUUUGAGUUUGGCCACCCUUCCCCAUAUGGAAAUAACCGCAAUCGGGGGAACUUUGACUGGGGUUUGGCGUUUGGAUGGGAAUCUCUGCCCAGUUCUGAAAACAAGAAAAGGAAAGAUGAAACCUAUCCAAUAAAGACACCAACAUUUGCUGGGGGCCUUUUCUCAAUCUCCAAGGAAUAUUUUGAGCAUAUCGGAAGUUAUGAUGAAGAAAUGGAAAUCUGGGGAGGCGAGAACAUAGAAAUGUCUUUUAGAGUGUGGCAGUGUGGUGGACAGCUGGAGAUCUUGCCCUGUGCAGUUGUGGGCCAUGUAUUCCGUAGCAAAAGUCCUCAUACCUUUCCAAAAGGAACACAGGUCAUCAUCCGAAACCAGGUCCGUCUGGCUGAAGUCUGGAUGGAUGAAUACAAAGAAAUAUUUUACAGGAGAAAUCAUGAGGCAGCCAUAAUGGUCGAGCAGAAAUCGUAUGGUAAUAUUUCCAAGAGAGUCCGCUUGCGGCAAAAUCUUCAGUGUAAAAAUUUUACCUGGUACCUGAAAAAUGUCUAUCCAGAAAUGUAUAUCCCAGACCUGAACCCACUCAUCCAUGGAGAUAUUCAAAAUAUUGGAAACCAGAGAUGUUUGGAUGUUGGAGGAGAGAAUAGUAAUGGAGAGAAACCUCCAAUCUUCUACAGUUGUCAUGGACUUGGAGGAAACCAGUAUUUUGAAUAUACGUCAAGCCAUGAAAUUCGACAUAAUAUCCAGAAAGAGCUGUGUUUACGAGCUAGUAAAGGACUUGUAAUGCUCAAAAAGUGUGGCUACAAAGGCAAAGGUACCAUAGUGCUGCAGGAGGAAAAAUGGGAGCUUCGACAGGAGCAACAGUUGUUCAAUGCUGCAUACAACAUGUGCCUUACAGGCAACGGGCCGAACCCAAACCUUGCACCCUGUAAUCCUGAAGACGCUUUGCAGAAAUGGGUGUUCCGUCAAAACACAUAAGAAGAUGACGGAGGACUGUUUAUACUUAACACUGUGAUGAGAGUACACUGUAACAUUUUAUGCAAAUGCAGCUGAUUUUGAUUACGGUGUAUACUUUA